UUCUCAAAAGUUUCAGCAUGAUCAGCGGUAGAGAUCUUUCAGAGAGAAAAAUGUAACAGUACGCAAAAGCACACUUUAAUAUUCCAAAGUUAAGACCUUCAAAAUUCGCCGUCAACUUCAACUUCAACUUCUGGACAAGUCUCUAUUCGUUUUGCACAGAGAGACAGACACAGUCAAAGAAAGCAACAGAGAGAGAGAAAGAUGGGUGCAACUCAAGCUUUGAAGAGAAUCCCACGUAUCAAGUUUCCUCAAAGGCAUCCCAAAUCCUCUGGAGAUUCUGCAUCACAGGUUCAAGCAACUUCUACAGCUGGUGCUUCUGACCUAACUUUCUUCUUUACUUCAAAAGCCUCAACAACUGUGGGAGGGAAAGCUUCUCUUCAGCCAAAACGAACACCAAUGACCAAUGAGGAGAUGGAAGCUAUAAUGUUGGGUGGCUGCUUUUGAUCUCAUACUGGAGCUUCUGAGAAGGGAUGGCAUGGCAUCGGACAUUUUCUUAACCCUUCUUUAGUUUCUGAAAUACUCAAAGUUCACUUUCUACAAACAUUGUUGUAUUGUAAUGGUUUUGAAUGGAACAAUUUCUUAAUGACAAUUACAAAGGCAGAGAAUACAUAAACGGCUAUGAAUAUGGAAGACAUACUUGAGAUACUCUCUUUGGUUUUAUUUUAUUGACAUUGAUAAUGAAAGAAAGUGUUUAAACAUGAAGUUCUGCCGCCUAAGUUGUCAUAAAAACUAAACAUAUGGCAUAUAAGUCAACAUGCAUUCAACAGAUAAUGAAAGGAGUCAUUUGGAAUCUUCUUUCUCAAGCAGAGGUUCAAGGAUGCAAGACUUUGGGUUCUUCAUUGGAGGGCCCUUCUCCCUGCGUUCCAGCUCAUCCAAUUGAAAGGUAAUCAAUCUGUCCCAGUUUCCUCCCUCAAAAAGAACCCCAGCCUUUCCAUCUGUGAUUCUCUGAACAAUGCCACAGUACAUAUGAUAUGGGUUAUUUGGGUUCUUAACAAUGGCAAUCAUACCAGGCAUCAAUAGUGGCAGUUCUGGCGGUUUUGGCUUCCUUGAUCCAAUAAUUUCUCCUAAGUUUCCUGAAUCUGUAACUGUUGUUUUCUUUGGAGGUGGGUUCUUCUCAAUGAAUGUUUGCAAACCCUUUUCACCACCAGGAAAUCCACCAGUUAGUCCCAUCAGCUCCUUUUCAAAAGCAUUUUCUGAAACACUGUCAAUUGUUGAUAGUGCCAAACUAUCUGAUUUUUCUUGCUUUGUAUCAGCUGCUGCUGAUUCUUGUUCCUCAAGGUUCCUGUUUAGCUCCUUCUGUAGACCUUCUUCCCCAUUGCAGAGUCCUCUGCCUCCCAUGAUUUCAGAUAGGUCAAAUUUUGCGCAUGUUAUAGAGUGUUGGGUUGGCGGCUUGUUAUGAAUUAGAAAAGACUGUUUUUGAAGAUGCUGGGAGAGGUGGUUUCUCCCAAGGAAAUGGGAUUUCAGAGGAGAGCCUGUUG
Messenger RNA from Quercus lobata, 1478 nucleotides. RefSeq lists its product as uncharacterized. The record is from RefSeq and is a predicted model, not a curated record. Bases 202 to 444 code for a protein of 80 amino acids. The transcript is spliced from 3 exons. NCBI's taxonomy places the organism in Eukaryota, Viridiplantae, Streptophyta, Magnoliopsida, Fagales, Fagaceae.